Messenger RNA from Trichoderma harzianum CBS 226.95, 2979 nucleotides. RefSeq lists its product as hypothetical. The coding region runs from base 1 to 2979 and encodes 992 amino acids. The transcript has 6 exons. Lineage: Eukaryota; Fungi; Ascomycota; Sordariomycetes; Hypocreales; Hypocreaceae. The record is from RefSeq and is a predicted model, not a curated record.
AUGCCUGGCAUCUUCUCUCGUCGCAAGAAGGACGCAAAGUCCAAGAAGAACGGACUCGACGACGCAGAUUUACUUCCGCAGAAGAAACAAUGGGACGAUGCUUGGACCCGCAAGACGGUUGAGCCCGAGGAGAUUCGGGAGCUUCUGCACGGCUGCUGUGAGGAGCUCAAGUCGCGAGGCCUCGAUCAUCCAUUCUUCCUACUCCCUUUCCGACCGACAUCGAACCCCAGUGCCGUCCGCACGUUUAUUCGAAACUUCUUCAGCCAAGACCCUCCGAUUAGCGGGGAGAUGCUGCUCCAGGAGCUGCGCAUGACAGAGCCCAUGGUCAUCUCGGGAGUCGUAAAAUGGUGCUGGAGCCGUCUUCACGGAGGCCUCGUUGGCUGGGAUGCGUAUGAGUUGUUCAAGGUUGGAGAACGAGACUCCAACAUGGCCCGCGAUUCAUUCAAAACGUUCAUCCCCCUCAGUGUGGAAAAUGCGGCGCGCCAGCAGAUAAUCUUCGAUUUCUUUGGUCUGAUAGCGGCGGUCGCUGCUCAUGGCAAGAACAAUGGCUUUGGUGGGCGCAAGCUGUCUCGUAUGGCCUCGUGGUGGGCCUUUGACCACAAUGAUACUGGCAAAGGUUUCGACGGUGGUUAUGGGGCAUGGCUUAGUGCUGCGGAUGCCACCAGUCAUCUCUUUUUCGCUUAUCUGAGGUCGCUUUCCCCUGAGCAGAACCCCACAGGAAUCACCAUGCUGCCCAGGUCUCUCCAGAAGCUGCUUCAGGAAACCGAGUAUCCUCCGCAGAGGCCGGAAUUGCUUUUAGUCAAGACCAAAAAGGUGGUCAUGAUUGUUGACACAGUUUCCCCGACCCCGUUCGCCUUGUUGCGCCGAGCAAACCACUUUCAAUACCGUGACUCGGAUAGCGAACUCCAGGAAUUUUCCAGCUACGAAGACCCAGUGCAGGCACUAACAGACGAAUGUCAGCGAGUCCUCAAGGCAAUCUCAUCGGCUAAUCAGUCACAAGCGUCGAGUGUCAAAGUUUCUACGAGCUUACGAGAUGCCUCUUGGUCGCGAUUCGAGGAUAUUGGAUUCGCCAGCUCCCUGGAGGAGGAAGACGACGACGAAGGAAGCGUCGUGCCAAAGAGAAACCAACAGCUCAAACAGUUCCAGGGCCUCCGCAACAGCCCUCUCUCCGGCGGCAACGGAUUGGCACGCCCGACUACGCCUUCGUGGGCAGACUUUUUGUCGGCCGGUUUCGUCGACGAUAACCAAUCAAGGCCCAAUUACCUGCUGCCUCCCGACAAGAUUCUCCCUCCGCUGUCGCCAGAUAGCCGUCAACACAGCUCGCAAUCUCAUAACCCAAGGCUCGAGAGCGAACGUGAUGUUGAGCCUGGAGAGCUCGCAAGUAUUAGGGUUAUCGACCUGGAUGAUGCUUUCUGGUGGGUGUGGAUGACCAGUCUUGCUCCAGAGGAGACCCCCGAACGCAAGUCAGCUUUUGGUAGAUGCGCUGUUGUUGAGACUUCCAUCCGUGGUUGCCGCUGGCUUGUUGUGGAGGAGAUCAUCGCAGGAGCAGCUCCCGACGCUCAAGAAGGAGCCUAUAUUGCGGAAAAGAAGGGAUUGUUUUCAUGGACAAAGCGUUCCAAGACCGUCUCUCGACGCAAGAAGUCUCUUGACAAGAAUGACAAGACUACAACCGCCAACGCCAACGAUAGCAAGGCCAGCAUUGGCCCGGAUGCUCAUGCUAGAGUCCAGGCAAAAGCUGCCCAGCUAAGAGCUCAGCAGGACCGAGAGGAGAACCGCCCGGCGCCUGUUGUUCGCCGCGGCCGCACAGAUGCCGAGUUGAUGGCUGAAAAGACUAAUAGUGUUAUGACCCUUCAGCCCCAUAUUCUGGGCGAGGCCUCCUCAGCCAUGAAGUGGGUUAAGAAGUACGACAAGGGUACCAUCAAGGAUAUGUAUAUGGCCAACGACAACGCAGGUCGAGGAAACGCAGUUCCCGAACCUACCGAAAACCACGAAACUUCCAGUGACAAUCUUCCCUCGCCCGCAGUGCCUCCAAAGGAUACUCUUUUGACACCGGCCGCCUCUCCUUUGCCCCAUGGACACUCUGCCUUAUCAUUGGUUCCCGAGAAUGUUUUGGAAGAGGCGCGAUCUCGCUCUCCUCUCCCUGAGCAGGCUCAAACUCCUGUGUCUGCCACUCCUGAGCAGCCAAAGGCGGAGCCCAGCCUACCUACACCGCCCAAAGAAGAGCCCGCUGCACGGGUUACGUCGCCUACCUUUAAUGGGAAGCCCUCGUCGUUCGAAACUCCACGGAGCCCCGAACCAAAACAACAGAAGGGUGGCUUCUUGAAGAUCUUUGGCCGCAAGAAGCGUGCCUCCAAGAACUUGGAAAGUGUUAAGACUGAUUUGAACAAGAUGCUUGAGCAGAACGCUGGCAAGAAGUCUAUCGAGAAGCCAAUGGCCAGUCCUGCCGUUGUCUCCCCAAUUGAGCAAGAACCGGACACGCCAGUGGACGGAGAGCCGAUCUACGAGCCGAUCUACGACCAGCCGGCCGAUGAUGAUGCUGCAAACGAUGAUGCCCCUAAUCAGCCAGAACCUGAGCACGAUUUCUCAAGAUUCGACCAAGGCCCUCUCGAUGAUGUACCAGCCUUUGUCCCAGAAGAUGAUGAUGAGGAUGAAUAUGAGGAUGCGGUGCCACCACCGAUUGCUCGUCCUGCCCCCAAGUUUCCCUCGAAGCUGCCCGUGAAAGAAGCAACUCCUGCUCCUCCUGCGAAAGAAGGACUCCCUGCUGGAAUUAGCCCUGGCAUUCAGGACCGUUUUGCCCAGCUCCGCAAGAAUGCGGCUGAGCGAACUUCUUCCCGCCCAGAUGACUUCCCCAAGCCCGCAAAGACUGAAGGCGAGGAUGGAGAAGAGACAAUCGAAUCUCGAGUCGCACGCAUCAAGGCCCGAGUCGCCGAGCUCACUGGCAACAUGGAGGGCACAUCAGUUCCUCUCCGUAAUAACUGA